AUGUGCUUUAGUGCGACUUGCCCAACAUGCUCGAAGAAGUCGUGGCGUGGGUGCGGCAAUCACGUUCAACAAGCCUUCGACGGAGUGCCACAGGCUGAAUGGUGUACUUGUACUCCCAAAACCAAGAUCGGCAGUAAGGAAUAUCCUCCUGUGGCUCCCAUGCAGAUUCCGGGCCUGAGUUGGAUUUCUGGCAUGCUUGGGGGAGGUAAUCAUCAGAAACCUGGCGGUGAUAAGAAGCCGGAGCUAUGA
This is a messenger RNA of Fusarium mangiferae, 249 nucleotides long. RefSeq lists its product as uncharacterized. Bases 1 to 249 code for a protein of 82 amino acids. The transcript has 2 exons. Lineage: Eukaryota; Fungi; Ascomycota; Sordariomycetes; Hypocreales; Nectriaceae. The record is from RefSeq and is a predicted model, not a curated record.